Messenger RNA from Pelmatolapia mariae (spotted tilapia), 3387 nucleotides. RefSeq names its product integrin alpha-M-like. Gene Ontology annotation, molecular function: integrin binding. The transcript is spliced from 30 exons. NCBI's taxonomy places the organism in Eukaryota, Metazoa, Chordata, Actinopteri, Cichliformes, Cichlidae. Gene Ontology annotation, biological process: cell adhesion mediated by integrin; integrin-mediated signaling pathway; cell-matrix adhesion. The record is from RefSeq and is a predicted model, not a curated record. Bases 1 to 3387 code for a protein of 1128 amino acids. Gene Ontology annotation, cellular component: external side of plasma membrane; integrin complex.
AUGGAGUGGACAAUAAGUGUUACAACUUUACUGUCAGUGUUAAAUGCUGCACUUUGUUUCAACAUUGAUCCUGUGGCUUGGAAGACCCUGAGGAACUCUGCUGCUGGUUUUGGCUACCAGGUGGUGCAAAGACAAUCAGAUUUGCUCGUCAGUGCACCACUUGAACAGUAUUCACAAAAUGGAAGAGGGAAAAUAUAUAAGUGCACCAUCUCCUCCCAAAACUGCCAAAAUAUUGAAUUUGAAGCACCAGGUUUUGCAGUCAACAUGUCGCUUGGUUUAACAAUGAAAAGUGAUCCCACAGCACAAAACACUGUGGUGUGUGGUCCAACCAUUCCAAAUGACUGCAAAAGUAUCACCAUGUACAACGGUGUGUGCUUUGAGAUGGAUCACUCUAGUACAUUUGGAACACCCAUACCUGAUUUUAUUCAAGCGUGCCCACCCCAAGCAGACAUUGCCUUUCUGUUGGAUGGUUCAAUCAGUGUGUCUUCUAGAGAUUUUCAAACAAUGAAGAAGUUUGUGAAAGAUCUAAUCCAGUCAUUGCUUUCGACUGAUACACAGUUUUCUGUUUCCCAGUUCUCUACUUCACCACAGGUUCAUUUUUACUGCACAAAAUUUUCAUCAUCUAGAUCACUGGAGACUACCAUCAAAGAAAUUAGAAAACUAGGAGGAACUACUUACACAGCAAAGGCCAUCAAACAUGUUGUGGAAAAAGUUUUCAUACCACAAAGAGGUUCCAGACCAAAUGUGAAGAAGGCCUUGAUAGUAAUUACAGAUGGGCAAUCCCAUGAUCGAAAUCAUCUGCACAGUGCAGCACAGCUAGCAGAGAGUAAAAACAUUGUUCGAUUUGCUAUUGGGGUGGGGAAUGCAUUUACUAAAACUGAAGCAAAACGAGAACUGCGCACCAUUGCAUCAUCUCCUUCAGACAAACACGUGUUUCAAGUGAAGAACUUCAACGCACUUGAAAUAAUAAGACAGAAUCUGAGGGACAAAAUUUUCUCCAUUGAAGGAUCUCAAACCAGUGGACAGUCACUGAAAAUGGAAAUGUCUCAAGAGGGAUUCAGUGCAGUUUAUGUGCCUGAGGGAAUUCAAAUGUCUAUUGUUGGUGCAAACCAGUGGAAGGGAGGCUACAUGCAAUACACAACAGAGGGCCAGAAAGUGAAAACAUAUGAGGAUGUGUCUUUGGAGCCUGACAGUUAUCUUGGUUACUCAAUGGCAAUUGCUAUAACCAAAAAUGGCACACUGACAAUUGUUGGUGCUCCAAGAUAUAAACACAGAGGAGCUGUGGUCGCUGUUAAAAGACAAAGCUUUGAAAACCAAAAGAUUGAGCCCUUUUCAUCACAGUAUCAGACUGGUGAAUAUUUCGGGGCAGAGGUGUGUACCAUGGACAUAAAUAAUGAUGACAUCACUGAUCUAAUCUUCAUAUCAGCCCCAAUGUACAUGGAGCCUGAUAGAGAGGGAAGAGUUUAUGUCUGCAGAUUAACUGGUUUGUUUGUUGAGUGUAAUUUUGAUGAUCCAUUAGUACUAAGAGGACAUGCAGCUGUCAAAGGAAGGUUCGGCUCUUCUCUUGCUGUACUGCCUGAUCUAAACUCAGAUGGAUUCAUGGAUUUGGCAGUUGGAGCACCUUUGGAGAAUAAUGGUGAAGGCAGCAUCUACAUAUUCCACAGUGAAGGAGGAGGAAGAAUCAUUCCUACUUACUCACAGAGAAUUACUGGCUCUGAGGUCCAGUCAGGACUAAAGUUCUUUGGCGUGUCAAUCAGUCAGUCGUCUUUUGACCAGAGUGGUGAUGAACUUACUGAUUUAGCGGUGGGUUCAAAGAGCACAGUUGUCUUACUGAGAUCAAGACCCAUAGUAAUGGUUGAAGCUGAGGUGUCAUUCAGCCCAAACCAAAUUCCUACUCAGAAUAUAGACUGCUCAAAACCAUUGGAGAACACAGCUGAAAUCUGCUUUACUAUGAGUACAAUAUCUACAGUCAAGACAGCUCAAGCGAGGAUUAAUUAUACUUUAACACUGGAUGCCACUCGCAAGCCUCCAAAAAAACGAGCUUACAUCAGUGGGAAACAACAAGAGGAGUCCGGAUCAGUUAUUAUUGACUUAAGAAGAAAAAGGUGUUCAACUGUAAAAUUUCUUAUUGAGGCCUGUCCAGAAGAUGCUCUUAAUGAACUUUCCAAUGAUCUUGAAUUUUUGUUUUAUGGGUUGCCCUCCAACACAAAUCUCAGACCAAGUCUUUCCCAGCAAGCUCAAACAACAACAAUUUAUCCAUUGGGGUUUGAGAUUAACUGCAGCACUGACAACAAAUGUGUUGAUAACCUGAAAGUGGAUUUCAACUUCACCAGAUCCUCAGUGGUAAAAGUGGGCAUUGAUGAGCUUUUGAAUGUCACAGUCACAGUGGAGAACAGAGGAGAAAACUCCUACAACAGUCGUGUUAUUCUCACGUACCCAGCUGGACUCUCCUACAGGAAGUUCACCAUUCAGCAGGGAAGAAUUGAGUGCAACUCCUUGGACAGUGAAGAUGGUUUAUCACAAGGAAAGACAGACUGCACCAUUGGCAAGCCAAUUUUCAAGAGCAAAACUAAGGCUUCCUUCAUUGCCUCCUAUGAGAUUAAAACCAACUGUCAACUUGAGAGGAAGAUUUUUGUCACUGCAGAUAUCACCAGUGGAAAUCAGGAGCAUGCCCCUUCAAGUGAACUCUACAAAAAGCAAUGGAUUGAUGUGAAAUACAGCAUCUUUAUGACAUUUGAAAGCUCCCUUAGCUACAACAAUUUCACAUUUGGGAUGACAUUUCAGAAACCAGUUCAACAGUCAAUCAAGGUUACAAAUGACAUCAGAGCACUUAAUUUCACUGUGGUGAUCAGGGUUCCAGUGAAACUUGGUGAAAAAGACAUUUGGGUGGAUUUGAGCAGCCUACAGAUUUCAGACUGUCAGAGUGGAAAUGAUGAAGAACCAGGUGUCACAGAUUUUGUUCCAAAGAUACAAAAGGAUAAAGUGGUGGACUGCUCUGUAGCCAGGUGCAGAGUGUUCAAGUGCAACACAUUCAUGGCAAGGCUGCAGAGUAGGACGUACAAAAUCUCUGCCAACCUCAGUUCAGGAUGGAUAGAGCAGAUUGGACUUCAAUCUGCCAAAUUCCUCUUGACCAGCACAGCCAGUCUGGAGUACGAUGAAACCCAGUACAUCUACUUUUCAACAGGGUCCAACAGUAGUCCUCCUGUAUACAAGAUAGAAGCAGAAGUAGAAGUGUAUCCAGAGCCAGAUUUCACCAAAGCGAUCGUUGGAGGAUCCCUGGGAGGGCUGGCCUUUCUGGCUUUACUCACUGUUGGCCUGUAUAAGGCUGGAUUUUUCAAGAGUAAAUAUAAACAGAUGAUAACUGAAAAUGUAAAAGACAGCAGCUAA